Messenger RNA from Echinostoma caproni, 570 nucleotides. Lineage: Eukaryota; Metazoa; Platyhelminthes; Trematoda; Plagiorchiida; Echinostomatidae. The record is from the annotation of a GenBank genome assembly.
UUGCAUCAGGUUUUUCCUCCCUUCUCUUUUCAGCCCCGUGAAAGUCGGACAGUAAAUACCCCGUGUUCCAGUCAGCUUCUUUCCAACAGCACGCAGAAAGACAAUGAAGACCGUAAUGUCAACAGUAUGGAGGAGAACUGUCAGGAUCGUGGUAACGAAGACGACGAUGAUGCCGAUGUUCGGGAUGACGAUGCGGCUUCCGAGCCGAUUGGUGAAGUGUGCUCAGUCACCACUACCCGACCGAACUGGACUGCGGAAGAUUUGAUCGACCCAACGGAUCAGUGGUCUGAAGCGUUCGAGCGGCUUCCACCACAACCACUGUCCAAUUCCAUUGCUUUCCAUACAUUCAAUUUGGCCAAACUGGUGAGAAAAUUGGCCGGUGGUCCACGAACUAGCGGAUCGGUAUUUAUGGCCGAGCCGGAUGCAAACGGGAUAGUACACAGGAAUUUGCAUCUGGUCGCAUUUCAAGUAAGCCUUAUUCGUCUAUUAUAUACUGUCAAUCAGUGGUUGUCGUUUGUGCGUUUUUGUGUUCCCCUGUCCCCAGUAGGUUUGCAAUUAUAUGUUGACUAA